Molecule: messenger RNA, 13793 nt
Organism: Cydia pomonella (codling moth)
Lineage: Eukaryota; Metazoa; Arthropoda; Insecta; Lepidoptera; Tortricidae
Gene: GAPcenA
Product: rab GTPase-activating protein 1-like
Exons: 27
Coding region: 1959-5366 (1135 amino acids)
Source: RefSeq, a predicted model, not a curated record
GGUAUGAUGUCAGGAAUGUUAAAACGUGUUGUUAAUUUCGUCGCAACGCCCAUGUUUUCAUGGUUAAAUUAAAUUAUAAACAAAACAAACACACAAGGACGUAAAUCCUUCAAGGGGUCACGAAUAUUCGCAUUCGUAUAUACGAAUAUUCGUAUCAUAUUAACACAAUAACAAAACUUAUAAACUAUAUUACGGUAGAUAUUACAGUGGAAACAUUUUUUGUAGUUCUAUUGUAUCAUCCUGUCGCCAUGCAUGAUUUAUGUAUGUUUUCUAGCACUAACUAUCACGGAGCAAAGACACGGCGAAACUAUAAUUUACGUAUAGUUGACUACGGAAGCUAAAAAAGGCAAAAAGUUAAUUCUCAUAAAGAUGUCAUACUUAAUUGUGCUCACAAAUCUGAAACCGUUUAACUUUUCUUAACUACUCACACAGCACGCUAAUUGGGUACCUGCAAUAUUUUCUAAUUAUGGAUCUUUAAACUUUUCAUAGACAGUGUUCGGUGGAGUAUCCGAUAAAUCUGCAAAGAAAUACAAAUUACCACUAACUAAUAGCCUACAUACAACUAUUAAACAAUAUGAACAAUACACUAUGUACAGAACAAACUACAGCAGUUAAGUAUUAAAUCUAGGAACUUAUUGUACAAUAAUAUGAUACAUACUACAAUUUAUGAUUAUUUUUAGCUAGGAAUUUAUUCAAAAUAACCACAAAAUGGAGUAAAACUAAAGUUAGAAAAAAGUUAAUAUUUACUGGACGGCUAAUCUCACGAGGAAGAAAAUCAUACAUAGGAUAACGUAUUUUAGGACAUCCCAAUAAAAUAUGAUUUGUAGUAUACGCUGGCGUCGUUAGGAGACCCCUUUACUAGGUGGCUACUUCUGCUCCGAACACCUAAAUUCAAAUUUUUGACGUCUAGGCAUGAGUGAAUGAAUGGAGUGAAUGUGAUGUGGUUGCUUGUCUUUUUUCUAUGGAUGUGACGUCCUUAGUGGUCAAGGAAUUAACCAGUCCGUUUAAAUCAGGUUAAAAUUGACAACAAUAAAAUACAUACUUCAUGGAGAAACUUUACAAUCCAAUUACCAACAACUUUCUUCAAAAAAGAUAGUACUUACCAUUACGUAUGCCGUGGUUAUUUAUCUCCCGUCCCGGCGCAUGCGCCCUGUCGUAAGGAAUCUUCAGAAUUUGUUUGCGGAUAUUAAAAAUUUACGACUAAAUAAAAUGCAUCUUGUCCAUGAUAUCGUCCUUUUAAAAUAAUGGACCAUGGCAUUUUCGUGGUGUUUAAGCUUUCCUAAAUCUGGGCGUUCCGUUCCGUUCCUUACACAACAAUGGGGACUACCUGAACUUUUUUGUCUAGACCUUUUUACUUACAGCGAUCAGUUGCGUUUGAACUCUCCCAAGAGGCACACGCGUAAUAUGCAAAUUUGAAAGUGUUUAAUAAAGGAAACAUGGAUAUUUAGAAUUUAGUGGUGAAUAAUUAAAUUUUGUGGAUUCCUGGUGGUAAAAAAUAUAUAGUACAAGAAAAUUGGGAAACACUUCAAGUGAUCUGUAAAAAUAAAAUGUAAGUUAUAGCCGGUCAAACUGUGCGGUCAAACAAAUUUGUCAGUAGAAAAAGGCGCGAGUUUGAAAUUUUCCAUGGGACGAUAAACCUUCGCGCCUGUUUUUUUUAAAUUUACCGCUUUUUUCUACUGACGGAAAUGUCUUAACAGACUAUAUCAGUGAUAUUGUUUAAAAAAGUGAUUUUUUUAGAUUUUUUAUUAUAUCAAAAAUAAAUGUUGAGUAUAAGUGAUUGCGUGAAACGGAAUGCAAUUUUCUCGCUUCCAUUAUCUUGACGUUUUUCUUUUGACGUUUGUACACUCCAUCGGUAAAUAUUGAGUUAGGUUUUUUGCUUUUAUUAUCUCAAAACUGUAAAACUAAGAAAAUGUUUUGUUCUCGGAAGAGGACCUAGCUAUGGAUGGCAGUGUACAGUGAUGGAGCUCAAUGCGUAUCGAGCAAAUGAGGUUUUGGAACCGGUAGCCGUGCAGUACUGCCCUGAUAGUCCGCGGUCCGCGAGCCCCGCGCCCGUCCUGUCCACAAAUGUCUGCUGUGACUUGGAAGACAUCUUGAGCGACGCCAUAACAGAGUCGCUACAAACCUCGCUGCGUCUCAACCACAGUCAGCUGAUCAACCAGGAGUUGACCAUACGGCCGGAGGCGAACAUAGAGCAGAACGUACCGGACGGACUCGACUUGUACAAGGUUAUAUUUGAGGUGGAGAGCGACACCGAACCAGAAAUGGCUGAAGACGGGGUCGCCGUGCAGAAUCACCCUCUACAAGAGCCGGAGUCCUGCCGGCUGGUCGGCGGCUCGAAGUUCUACCAAGUAAUGGAUGGCGCGGCCUCCGGAGACGGCUGCACGCCCUCCCCGACAGAGAAACACGACCAUAUGAAGCCUACUGACAGCGAGGACGAAGUUUCAGACGUGGACCAAGAAUGCACCGUGUUCAGCGGUGUCAGCUACCUAGGAGCCCAGAACAUCACCGAUCCCAAAUCAGAAACGGACAUACAGAGGAUCAUGAAGGAACUCAGUUCCAUGCCUGAGAGCAGAGACGGCAUUGCGGUGUCUAUUUCUAUACCUGUCUGCUCGCAAGGGCUUGUUGUGCUAUACCAAGCGGACACGAACAGCGUCAUGACGCGCUACUCCGUCAACCGCAUCCUAUUCUAUGCGCGCGGCACGGCCGGCUCGCCCGUCGCCUCCUGCUUCGCGUUCACGUGGUCCCACGGCGAGACGAGGGAGUCGGCUGUAUAUCGCUGUCACGUGUUCCGCUGCCACAUAGCCGAGGCGGUCAGCCAGGUGUCAACCUGUUUCGCAAAGGCGUUCGAGCGCACGCUGCCCCGCUCAAUGGCUUCGUCUGUCGUGGGGGAGCUGAGCGCCGCGCCGUCCAUGACUGGGUCCCUAACUGACAAUCUCCCUCCAUGCGCGCCCCCCAUGCAGCUCAUGCAUGUGCUCGAAGUUACUGUGGAGAUCAAGGAAACCGAUGCUAAGGGCACAUACAGCCACGUACCUAAAGAGCGUCUGGGCUUCAAACUGCGCGGCGGCAUCGACAAGCAGGUCACCAUCAACGUCCAGCAGGUCACCAGCAGCUCCCAGCCGGUCCAGGUCGAGGGAGACGAGUUUCAGGCACCAUAUGGAGGUCUAUACAUCGAGCGCUGUUUUGGCAUCCUACUGGCUCCAGCGCGAGGUGUUAAACACCCGGACAUGAGACUCCUAGAAAUGGUGAGCGGCUCCUCAGGAGUGUCAGGGUGCUCCGGCUGCGCCCUCUGGAACGCCGGGGACUCCGCCCUAGCCGCGUUCAAUGUCGCCAGCGGUGACGGGGCGCCGUCAUACAUGUCCAUAGCUCUCGACCUGGUUAUAAGGGGCAUACCGGAUCCGCUGCGGCUGGUGAUUGAAACUCCGGUGAAAAUCUACCCGCCGACUGAGCGCUUUUGGUACUACUCCAAAAGACCGCUGGUGCAGCAGUUCAUCAUCAAUUUGAAAGAGACGGUAGACGGCCAAGGCAUGCUCCAGUACGAAGUGGCCAAUGUGGAGACAUCUGGCGAGUUCGACCGUUCGCGUCUCAAUUUGCCCCUGCUGUCCAGUUUGCUACCCUCGCCGCUCUCUAACGCCCCCGCGCCGCCGUCGCCCCUUGAUGACUCAGAUGGCGACGAGCCGAUGCUCAGCGGCACCGGCGACGUGUCCAAAGAUUGCGGCGAGGAAGUGCUCGAGAACUGGGCCAAUGUUCUCAGGAGUUGGACUGGGCCUCGUCCAAAAACUUUAGACAACCUCGUCCGCACCAAAGGCGUCCCAGAGGCACUCCGCGGCGAGGUGUGGCUCCGGCUUGCCGAGGUCGAGCAAUACGACAAGCUCAUGGAGACCUACAGGACGCUGAUCAGUCAGGAAUGCGAAGAGGAAGCGGUGAUCCAACGUGACAUAGCCCGCACCUUCCCCGCCCACGACUUCUUCCGCGAGGCCGGCGGCCUCGGGCAGGACUCGCUACUUCGCCUGGGCCGCGCUUACGCCAUCUAUGACUCUGAAGUUAGAUACUGUCAAGGACUGAGCUUCCUUGCGGCCACGCUGUUGUUACACAUGCCCGAAGAGCAAGCGUUUUGCCUCCUAGUCCGUCUUAUGUAUGGCUACGGGCUGCGCGAACUGUACAAGGACGGAUUCGAAGAGCUGUACAUGAGGCUGCAUCAACUGGACCGGCUUAUGGAGGUGCAAUUGCCAGACCUCCGCGCCCAUUUCCAGCAGCUCGGCGUAGAGCCGCACAUGUUCGCCUCCCAGUGGUUUCUGACUGUGUUCACGGCUAGAUUCCCGCUGCCUCUGGUGUACCACAUCUUGGACGUGUUCCUACUGCAAGGCAUAAACACACUGUUCCAAGUGGCCCUCGCAUUGCUGACUCGGUCUCGCCGAGACUUGUUACAACAUGACUUUGAAGGCGUCCUCAAGUACUUCAGAGUAACGUUACCGAAAAAGUGCCGUUCUGAAGAAGCUACAUCGCACGUCAUAAAGCUGGCCUGCAGCAUCAAGGUGCCGCAGCGGCGGCUGCAAAAGUACCAGCAGGAAUAUGAGAAGUUUGUCAAAGAAGCGGCAGAAAAGGAGAAAUUCAACGACGAGCUGGAGCGGCUGAAGAUCACCAACAACCAGCUGCAGAAGGAGAAGGAGGCGUUGGAAACGCAGCUGGCUGAGAGUCGCGCCUCGUUCGAGGCCGCUCGGAAGGAGUCGACCCACCACGCGGCCGUCGCGCGCGACUACCGCGACAUAUGCGCGCGGCUCGACAAGCAGCUGCACCAGAUGCAGGAUUACGCCAAGGCCUGUACUACUUGCAGCGUUAAAAUAGCGCAGAAGGACAACAAGGAGGAAUCCGAACAAGGAAGCGACACGGAAAGCAGUAGCGACACCGAAGCCAAAUUGAAGCAGCGCCUGCGAGACUUAGAGCUCGAGCUGGCGCAAGUCAAGCUGGCGUUAGUCGAGGCGCAGUGUAGCAACCAGGAGCUAAGCCACCAGCUGAACACGGCCCUCAACGAGGUGCAAUCCGCCAUGAACCAGAAACAAACCGUCGCUCCCUGGCUCGUGCGCACGCUCGGUUCCAUUAUGGAGGCGGCGCAGAACCGGCCGUCGUUCCAGACCUACCUGCCCGCGGAGGCUCCGACGCAGCCCCUGCGGCGCCAGGGCUCCUUCACGGGCUCGCAGGGACAAGCAGGCCUCGGGCACGCCAACCUCGACCGGCGCGUGUCCGAGCCGACGGACGCCGUGAUCACCCGAAGGAAGCCCGAAGACCCCAAACGGCACUCCAUGGUCGUGGACACCCCCCGCGAGCCUAGAGACAACAGGCGGAGUCACGACGGACACUCCGUGGGUUGAGGAGCUGACACGCCCUGGUACUUUUGCUCUUAAGUUUGAUUUCACUGGCACCUUCAGGCCGAUGAUACUUUUGUAUCAUUUCGGUGGAAAAACCUUCGUAUUAAGCGGUUACUUGCACGUAAAAGGAUGUGGCUUGUCAGCGACUGGGUGGAAAACUAAUACAUUAUAACCUCGAUUGGUAACUAAUAGCCAGAAGCUAUUAGUUACCUAUCGAGGCACAUAAUGCAUUCGGUUACCGCAGUUACCAAAAGGAAUUUCGGAAAUUCUAAAAGCCAUGCUUGUGGAAACUCCCCGCUAGCUGAAAGACACGUGCGUUGAGCACUCCAUGGGUUAAAGAAUUAUUGCCACGCCCGAUUGUUUAUGCUCAUUUUUUAUUUCGGUGGCAUCUUUAGACCAAGCUGAUGUUUAUUUUAUGGCACUUCGGUGGCAGAACCUUGAGGUUACUUGCAGAUCCAGCGGUGUAACAAGCGAGUUGACCCUUUACAAACUUAUGUCUCCUUCUGAUGAGUAAAUAAACCCUUUUUACGUCGAGGACUAUUAAGAAAAGUCAGAAUGUGACUGUUUUAUUACUUUUUUGUAAUUUAUUUACUAGUUUUAGAGUCUCCAGCAAGCUCCGUUCUCCAUACAAACGAACGCUCUCAUUUUAAAACGACUAGCUAAGCUGCUCUGAAACUUUGUACUUACAAUAGGAUAAGGUAUAUCUAUGCCUGUAAUUAGUUUAUGUAGUUUCAGAUAGAAGUUUUUCAUAAAAAAUAAAUAGUUUGUUUUAUAUGCUGGAGCUAUUUAAAAUAAUUUCGAACAUAGAUAUACCUCAUGUCAUUGUAUGUGCAGUUCCAUUACAAUCCAACACUUAGUUUUAAAAAAAAACGAUAAUCCGUUUGCAUAGGAAGGUGAAAUUCGCCGAGCUUGCUGCGGACUCUUAAGCUGUGGUCUAAUCUUUGGUAAACAACAAUAUCAAGCGCGUUAGAAAAAAAAAUACCAAAACAAUUUUAGUUAAGUUUAUUUUGUUAAUCAACUUACGAGCAAAAUUAGGCGGUGUGGUUUUUAUAAUUUUUUGUGAUAAUGAGUUAUCCAUGAUUAUGCUAUCUUAAUACCGGAACAUCUCAUUAAAUAUAUAAACAAACGGGUUGUCAUUCAAAAUACAUUCACUUGAAAUAUAAUACUAAAUCUCUUCAAUACAUAUAAGACUCAUUUUCAAUGGUACGUGUGAGUUGUAUACCGAGGCUUAGUACUUAUUUUCAAUGUCAUGUAUUUUACUAGCAAUCUGUAAAGCGUUUAGCGGGCGCACACCGUCAGUAAAUAAUGUUGUCAUUAAUACUGAUGGUGCCCCCUCCACGUUAAUCUUAUAAGUAGCUGUAAGUGUGUAGGAGAUGUAUUGGAUAUAUAAAUGUGCACAUAACCCUAGUCCUUGUAUUACAAUAAUAUGUUGUUAAUAUAUGUUAAUCGAUAUUAUUAAUUAAUAAUUCACUUAUUAUAUUCUAAUGUAGGUUAAGGGCUCACGUACGCGAUAGUUUACGUUACAUCAAUAUUAUAACGUUACUAUCAAUUAUCUAUUAUUAUAUUAUUCUUUCAUAUUAUGUAUCUAUUUUUGUGUAAUUAUCACAAUAAUAAACUACAGUGGCAAUGCGUUAAUAAUGUUUGAAUAUCUUAUGAUGGGACUGCUGACAGUACGCAUUUUUUUUUAACUUUUAAAAAUGAUUUUAAAUGUAUUUUUUUCUAUAACUACUGUGUUCGUAAUUAAACUGUAUCUUUGUUCCUGCAACCUAUAUAAGUUUGUCUAUCCUUUCAACCGCACAUUUGCGGUGCUGUAACAUACAAAAAAACUAAAUCAUCAAUAAACACUACGAAGUCAUUUUUAUCACUUGUAAUGACAGCACUGGAUGUGACCAGUAAAAGUAUUGAAAUAGUUCAUAAAAAAGUUACCCCAAGGAAGUUAACUUACAUAUAAAAAGGAAUUCCUUGGCUCGUAAAUAGGUAAAGAUUAGCAUUAGUCUGAGAGAUACCCCACUAUGAUAAUGCGUAUAAAAGAUAAGCUCGAUAUUUACCGAAUUCACUUAAAUAUGUAUCUUGCAUCUAUUAAGACACCCGUACACUGACGUCCGACAGUAUAUUAUUUCAUUUAUUUACAAUUUAAUGUCUUUUACCAUGAAAUUAUGGUAUAACGUACUGUUGGUUCGGAGCUAAAAAAUAAGACAGGUUAGGUUAGCUCUCUCACAAUCAUUCAUUAAAAAAACUAAUCGAUUCAUAUUAAUGUAAUCUUAUAUUUGAAUAAUUGCUGUCUAUUUUAAAAUAUAAAUAGCUUAGGCACCAUUAGACUGCUAAUAUAUCAUGAUCAGAUUAUCAUCACGCGAUACUGUUAUUAAAGCGGAAAAAAACUUACCCCCUUAUUCAUAAGACUUUACGGGCCUGAUUUAGUUAAAUUAUGUUUUAUCCCUGUCUGACAAAUACAGAAGUCAAAAUGACAGAUAAAGACAAACGAUUCAUACCUAAUUCAGGCCAGUAAAGCGUUUAUGAAUAACGCCGUAAGUUUCUCGUCCACAAUAGUAUUGACACACGAGUAUCAAUAAUAUUGAUAGUCUAAUCCGGCUCUUUCAUAACUAGUAUGAUACAUGUGGCCAUGGAUUUAGAUUGCCGUAGCACGAGUGCCUUUGGUAUGGUAAGGGGUAUGGUGCUUCGCACUGAAACUAUUGUCAGAAUAAGUGUAAAUGGCAUAAUAACUAAUUGAGAAAUUAGGUGUAUGCCAAAGAUAAAAUGGUUAUACUCUAGAGCGGCCCCUCUGACAUCUCUUAAUUUUUUUUUAUUCCGGCCUUAUCCAUCAUAUGCUGCAGCGGUAUCAUGGUCGCAUUUUUAUCAUCUGUCAUAUCAUGCGUCACUUUCGCACUUAUAUACUUGUUAGAACGUGACAGGCAUGGUGAUAAAUGAUUAAGAGCCGAUCUUAGCCCUACUGAAAUAUAUAAAUUGAUUUAUAUUGUUUGGAUCCAAAUUUUUUUUACAAAGUGAAAUAUAUAGAUCUAAUUUAAGAAAUGUAGUGACCACGCAUAGGAUUUUUAUAAUCUGCACAUACACGAUCCACAAAUACUAUGAUAUUUUCUGAAUUGAGGUUUUUUCUUUGGGUAUCGACUUGAAUUUAAUUUCUGUACCAUUUCGUACCUUUGUACAGUGACAAAAUAGUUAUUUACGAUACAAGUGCAGAAAAUAGGAAAUUCACAACGAGUGGGGAUCAAUUAAAACACGACCGAAGGGGAGUGUCUUAAAUCGACACGAGUUGCGAAUUACCUAUUCGCACGUGUAUCGUACAACGUUUUACGGUACAUAUGGCUCUUUAAAGUUUCGACAUAUGAACGGAAAGUGCUCAUUCCCGCACGCGAAAGUAGUACCAUAUGUACUGUAAAAUUGAUUUAUCAAAGUGAGAGGCACUUUAUUGGGACAACAUACAAUGAUAAAAUACGGUAAUGGCCAUCACAAAUACACAAUAUGAAACUCGUUAGGGACCUAAUAUUAUUGCCACUGUGAGAAAGUACGAAAUGGUACUGGUUUUGAAUCCCUUGGCCGUGCAGAUACUUUACUAAUUAUAUUAUUAUAUUUAUUUUACAAUAAUUAAUUUACUGCCUCCAGAGAUUUAUAUCGGCUUAUUUAGGGAGUGUACCAAGCGUAGAAUAAACACGUAACGUUUAUUUCAUAUUAGUACGUAAUACCUUAGAGUUAAGGUAUAAUAUCGUAAUGGUCUGUAUCCCUUGGUCUCAUUGUUUACAUCACUGCUUAAAUGCUAGAUGGUAAAAUGCAUAGAUAGGGCUCAUUCAUAUAAUUAUAGUAUAAUAGUUCAUACAAACGCGAUUUGCGCAGCAACGAACUGGCACUGGCACUCUUCGUAGUGCCCGUAAGGCUCGUCUUUACGAAGUAUAUAAGUCAAUGGUAAUAUGGUAUAUAUGUCAGUCAAAAUGUGAUAUGAUAAGGAUAGUAACGCCAUAAAAUACGAAUGGCACAGUUUCAUUGGUCGAUAGGGCCCGUAUGCGGGGUGCGAGAGAUUUCCAAAACGCAUGCCAUUAUGAGUUUCACUGGUCGUUAUACCACCUUACCGCCUGCGGGAGUAACCCGCAUGCUGUAUAUCGACCGAACUAUCGACUUAUGAGUUUCGCUAGUCGUUAUACCACCUUACCGCCUGCGGAGAGUCACUCGCAUGCUGUAUAUCGACUAUCGACCGAACUAUCGACUUAUGAGUUUCGCUAGUCGUUAUACCACCUUACCGCCUGCGGAGAGUCAUCGCAUGCUGUAUAUCGACUAUCGACCGAACUAUCGACUUAUGAGUUUCGCUAGUCGUUAUACCACCUUACCGCCUGCGGAGAGUCACCGCAUGCUGUAUAUCGACUAUCGACCGAACUAUCGACUUAUGAGUUUCGCUAGUCGUUAUACCACCUUACCGCCUGCGGAGAGUCAUCGCAUGCUGUAUAUCGACUAUCGACCGAACUAUCGACUUAUGAGUUUCGCUAGUCGUUAUACCACCUUACCGCCUGCGGAGAGUCACCGCAUGCUGUAUAUCGACUAUCGACCGAACUAUCGACUUAUGAGUUUCGCUAGUCGUUAUACCACCUUACCGCCUGCGGAGAGUCAUCGCAUGCUGUAUAUCGACUAUCGACCGAACUAUCGACUUAUGAGUUUCGCUAGUCGUUAUACCACCUUACCGCCUGCGGAGAGUCACCGCAUGCUGUAUAUCGACUAUCGACCGAACUAUCGACUUAUGAGUUUCGCUAGUCGUUAUACCACCUUACCGCCUGCCUGCGGAGAGUCACUCGCAUGCUGUAUAUCGACUAUCGACCGAACUAUCGACUUAUGAGUUUCGCUAGUCGUUAUACCACCUUACCGCCUGCGGAGAGUUACCGCAUGCUGUAUAUCGACCGAGUUAUCGACCAAUGAAACUGAGUCAUAACGUUGCAACCCUUAAAAUCCUUAUUAGUGGAAUAUCUUAGUAUUAUUUAAUCAAGUGGCGGGCAGCAUUAUGUUUCUGAGAUAUAUUCUGUUCUGCAGUUACUUACAGCUCGUUCCACAGAAGCUAGCACGAAUGUAACGAACGAAACUUUCAUUGCAUGAGUGACACAUGUAUAGGUAUACAGUCAGAGCCGCCAUUUUAUUAUUGGUUAAUUUCAAGCAUACCAGGAUUUCACGAAUGUCGAAUGUCCAAGAUGCGAAUGUCCGAAUGCGAAUAUUAGGGAAUAUGUAGUUGUUAUUAUCAUUCCUAAUUAGAAAAAAAAACUGUUAGUAUAUAAAACAUAUGCUACCGUAGAACGGGAUGUUAUACCGUUGAAAAAUGCUGUCUACUGGUCAAAAUGCGUCACUUGAAAACAGUUUGCGCGCGCUGCCCACACGCGCGUCCACGAGACAGGACACACUGCGCACAUUCGCAUUCGCAAAACAUUCGCUUCAUUUGAUGCUAAUGCGAAUGUCGAUGCAAAUGUUUAAAAUUAUGCGAACAUUCGUAUAUUAUCCAUAGAUAUUUUCAUUUUUCGUUCGUUCCAUUCGUAACAGCUCUUGUAAAUAGCUGUAUUCAUCUAUAUUGAUUAUAUCUCGAUGAUAUCACUAGCAUUCGAGUAAAGAUUUCUGCAGUUACGUCUGUAUAUGUAAAAUGUAUUGUUUGUUCUGAUAGUUAAGAUUAAAAUUUGUAUUCAAACGAUCUUCUAGAAAUAAAUCGAGAUUAAAUAAAAUAAAUAGGGACCUAAAGUAACUUUCAUUUAACGAUGUCAUGGUAAUUACUUAUAUUUAAAAAUUAUAUUCGCUAUUAUAAUUAAAUAUUAACGUCAAUUGAUUAUUUGCUGUAUUAUGAAAACCGCAUUUAUGAGUGAAAAUAUAUUUUAUUGUGUUCGAUUUAAUGUGAUAUGUCACAUCGAGCUCGCUGCGUAUGAUUUCGGAGCAGUGAAGAGUCUUCGAUCCUUCACCUGUACUAUACAGGGUGUUUAUAUUUCUCUGUAUAUAUUUCAAGGACGGACGGACACUUAAUGUAGAUACCUACUACCAUAACAAUAAAAUAUCGAGUUAGUAGUAGGUUUAAUACUAGAUUACUUGCAAGCUUUGUACGUCAUACAGAAGUGAAUAAUCAUUUACCAUCGUAUUUACACGGAAACGCACGAACGUGCGCGAACAAUUACGAACGUUUCCGAGAAAAUACGAUGGCAAAGGAUUGUUCAUUAAAUCUGUAAUUCUGUUAGUUGGUGGAAGAUUAUGUUGAGCAUAUCAGCGCUUUUUAACCGAUUUCAAAAAAGGAGCAGGUUAUCCAUUCGAGCGCACUUCUAUUAAUUAUCAGUUAACUUCAUCUGCAUUAAUAAUCUUGCCGAGACGAAACUUAACGAAAGAUGACAAGGUUGUAAAUGGGUGUAUUCUAAAAUAAAUAUUGAAAACCUGAUUCUAACAAAUCUGGACUUACUUGGAAUCAUUCUACUCAGAAUCAUUAGCAUUCUCCAUCCUACCAUUAAAAAAAUGUCCCAAAAUGUCCGUUCCAUUACGUCACGUUUUACUGUGAAAAAUGUUUUCACUUGUAUGAGCGUGACUUAGUGGAAACUACAAUUUGAUUUAACUAAUAUGCUAGUUGUUGUAUUUUGAGUUGAAAGAACUUAAAAACACCAGGAUCUGUGAGAAUCAAGUCUUCAAAUUUUUUUUAAUAAAAAAGUUCAUAUAUGCUCAAUAUUUUCAAAGACUGACUGUACAAUCAGGUAGAAAAGUUACGGGCAAAAUGCCAAAAAUGAUCUGAACUCUAAAGUAGCAUGGUCAUUUGAAGCAGCUUCUGUCGUUGAUUGUACAAGCAGUGUACACCGAUUUAUAACGUGUACUCCAACUUCGAACAAAAUAAAAUAACGAUUCUCGGGUAAAAACAAAUGACGACGCGACAGAUUUAAACAGGUCGAAGCAUGUUUUUGGCGGAGCGCGCCCGGGCGGACCGUCUUCGGCGACCGAAUGCGUCCGAAUUUUGAAUUUCGGAAGAGAAAUAUGAAAUGUUCGAAGUUGAACUACUGGGUCUAAAAAGACACCUUCCUUAUACUGUGGUACAAUCAAGGUAUUAAAUAUCAACAUGGACAAAGUGCCAAAAAUAUGUAUACACGACUAUAUUGCCCAUACAUUAAAGUAAUGUGUACAUAUUUUUGGCACUUUGUCCGUGUCGAUAUUAAAUACCUUGACUGUACAAGGCUUAUUUGUAUCCGCUGCCAUAAAACGUGUCUCACCUCUUCAUAUCGCAUUAGUUUUAGUUGUAUCAGAUUGAUUUAUUGUACAAAUGUAGCUAUCGAGUACAUACAAAUUCCAUCCAAUUUGAUUUCCUCUUUUUAAUGUGAAACUGUUUUGAAAUAGCUGCCAGAUGUUAUGAUUCUAUAGUUUAACUCACGGCUGUCGGUGUUCGUGACAUGUCGUGGUAUUAUUUAGGGCCUGUUUCACAAUGUCCAGAUAAAGUCCUGUUCAAAUAAGCUUAACUGGUAGAUAAAGUGCUAAGUUUUGUAGAAAGUUUUGUCUGGCAGUUAAUUUAUUUGUUAAUUCUUUUCUAUGAAAAUAUGUUUAUAGUGACACUCCGUCACUUUGAUCAAUACGGCGCAAAGUGAGCUUAGACAGAUUCUAUCUAAAACCAAAAGUAAAAACGCACCUUCGAAUUAUGAAUCUAUCCAAUUUUUUAUUAAAAUAAGAUGUCUCAAAAUGUCCGUUCCAUUAAGUCACGAGUCAGUGUGAAAAAAUAUUUCACUUGUAUGAGCGUGACAUAGUGGAAACUACAAUUUCCAUACAAAUUUUUGGGACAUUUUUUUUGACAAGACAAUUUCGUGCGCUGUACACCUCCAUACAUUUUGGGUAACUGAUUGUCAAAACUUAACGAUUGACAAUUCAUGACUGCAAAACAUAUGGCGCAGUACAGCGCCAUCUGUUUUGGAUGUCAAACUAAGGCCUUUUCUUAGACUUAAAUCUCUCUAUUACAAUAAAUCCUUAUAUACGUUUUUCUGCCAUCAUUAACAUAAAUUCGUGAGUUAAACUGUAGUUUUAGAAUAGUGUUAUAGGUAAAAAACUUAAGUAAGUCACCUGUUGUGUGUAGUUGUGACGUGUUCGAAUAGACAAUACAUGUUUAAAAGACACACACAAACAAAACAAAUUUCUAUUCGAACACGUCACAACUACAUACAACAGGUGACUUACUAAGUUUUUUACCUAUAGCGUGUUUAAUUUAACUAGCCACAGUGUAGGUUUGUUACAUUUGAUAUCGUGAAACAGUACAAACAGUAUACAAAUUAUAUGAGCUUACUUAACAUGUGUAAGCUAGCCGAUUAGCUGUAUGGUUAGAAUGCACGGCGCUUAUUAUUUGCAUUAUGACUACAUCGUUAUCGCGGGAGCAAAAAACAAGCCUGGCAAAGAACACAUGUAACAGAAUGUCUGUUUUGUACUCGUACCUACCUGCCUACACAUUCUAAA